Messenger RNA from Dunckerocampus dactyliophorus (ringed pipefish), 5268 nucleotides. It is a transcript of the gene pik3r1, whose product is annotated as phosphoinositide-3-kinase, regulatory subunit 1 (alpha). Gene Ontology annotation, biological process: phosphatidylinositol phosphate biosynthetic process; insulin receptor signaling pathway. Lineage: Eukaryota; Metazoa; Chordata; Actinopteri; Syngnathiformes; Syngnathidae. The record is from RefSeq and is a predicted model, not a curated record. The transcript is spliced from 9 exons. Gene Ontology annotation, cellular component: phosphatidylinositol 3-kinase complex. Gene Ontology annotation, molecular function: 1-phosphatidylinositol-3-kinase regulator activity; protein binding. The coding region runs from base 2837 to 4117 and encodes 426 amino acids.
GUGUGUCGUGCUACUGGAAGCUUCUGCAUGUGUCAGGACUCCCGCAAGUCCUUCAAAAUCAUGAAGGCUGUGUCCUAUGUGAUUGAAUACUUUGAUAUGAUUCAAGGAAAUUAGUAUGUUUUAAUUCAUUCAAUUAGUAAAUUUAGCCAUUUUUGUGGUGUAAUUUUAAAUAUUAGCAAUUUAAAUCUGGUAUUUUGAGGCCCACAUUCUAAUCGACCCCGCGCAGUGUGCAACAGUGAUCAACAUUUUUGCCUCUUUUAUUUGAUGUGUUGCGUAACAAACCACUAACUGUUAGUGUUUGCGUCAUGUUGAUUUGGUGCGUCUGGGGCCUAACCCAUGAAUCGACCAAGAAAAUAAUGCUUAGUUGAAGUACAUAAUGUACAUGUAAGACUCAUUUUGAGUGAAGUUUUAUUUGGGGAACGGUAGGGGUGACAAAAGCUCUCUCAAGAUUAAAACGUGACAAGAUUCCUCAUUUACCACAAUACAUGAAAAUGAACACCAUCAUUUUGCUGGCCUCAAUACAUUGCCAUGUGCAUGCAUGGCUGGCAGGAAGAGAGUUCACUCUGUGCAUUGCUUUCAGCACCUUGGCGCGUUUGUUCCGUAGAAUGGCAUGAACAGAAAUUCAUCUAUUUUUUUUUUGUUUUCAAAAAGCGAUGAACUUCAAAGAAUAAAGUCAACUUUUUUUUUUUUAAGUUGUCAUCUUUCAAAGAGACAUAUUUAAAGAUUUUAGAAAAAAAUGUGUGUAACUUGCAAGAAUAAAGUCUGUUUUUAUGUUGUUUUGUAAAUUUUUUUCAUUUUUGUUUUUUUAGAAAAAAGUAAUAAACUUAAGACAAUAAAGUCUUAAGUUGUAAUCUUACAAAGAGUUUUAAGUGUAUAUAUAUAUAUAUAUAUAUUUUCAUAUGAAUUCAUCUAUUUGAGAGAGAAAAAAAGAAUAUUAUUGAGAAAAAUGUAUAAAUUAAAUCAGACUUUUUUGAGCGUUUGGCUACCGCAUCAAUGUUGCACAGUCUUUGGGGGGUUUUUUUAUGUACUUGUGAAUUUUUUUUGGCAAUAUUGUGCAGAAAACAUAAUGAUAAGAUUAGAGGUGCACGAUAACUAUCAGACCGAUAUGAGGGAAUUAUGAUGUGAUACCAAUAAGUCCGAAAACAGAAAAAAUAGCUCAGAUAACCGAUACUUAACAAAACACUCCAAUGAGGUGAGAUUACCUGUAUUGUGCGGGUGAGCAAAUUAAGCACUCCUUUUUUCCUCCUGCCUGUGACACUAACGGCCUGUCCUUGUAAACAAACAUUCACUUUAAGAGGAAGAACGUUGUGCCAAAUGCUCUGCAAUGAGGGUGAUAACCCCAAAGAGCACACACAAAACCUUAUCAGUCACCUAAUUUUCUUGGGAGAAUGAACAGAAUAAGAAUUUCAUUGCAUAGUAUAACUGCCUGUUUUACUAUGCAUAUGACAAUAAAACUCUUGAAUUUUGAAUCUUGAAACAGCGUUUGAAAAGUGCAAAAGAUUUGCCAGAGACCUCCGUGGCGUCACACCAGCCGCUCAGAGCGUGUGCCCGAAUACAGUGCACCUUGCUGGGCCACAGCAGGUGGCUCCUCCCCCUCUAUACUCUGGUUCUCCUGAUAGUAGUGAUGUCAUGAUAUUUCAACGGGUACCCUUGGUCACAUCCUCGUUUGUUCCAGUCCUUCUUACCUCCACGUGUGCACACGCUACACUUACAUCUAAAUAAAAGUAGAUACAAAAAGUUAUUGGUUAUUGGUAUGAUAUCAGUCUUGAGAAGCAGAAAGUUCUCUGUAUGGGUUUGAUAAAAAGAGAUAUGGCGCAUGUUUAGAUAAGAUACUGCGUGUGGAUGUUAAGUGGGCUUUCAAGGCUGGUACACUGGUGGUCUCCAGUCUGACUUUCCCUGUCUGCUGCGAGCGUAACGUCGUAGUGCUUUUUAUUGUUGCUGUUGUCGUUUUGUUUUUAGUUUUUUUGCAUAGCACAGUUGCGUUUUUUGCAACGCUCGUUAAAAGCUGGCCAAACAUUCUAUGACCUGUUUGGGCUAUUUAUACAGCUUUCUGCACACGGGCCGCUCUCAGCUGUCAGUAAUUUGCACCUGUGGGAGCACUUGGGAAGAAAUGCUGGAUGAUGGGAGGGAGGGCGUGCACACACUCAACAUCCCAACUUAAAAAAAAAAAAGCUUUAAAGUUGGCACGUAAAAGCCGCUCGGCUUAUGUACACGAGAACAUACACACACACACACACACACACCUUUCACUUAAAAAUGUACAAUAUGUGUAUGUGUGUGUCUCCUCCCAGUGACUGCCAGCCUAUUUUAAGCAAGCGACAAAAGGUCCACUUAGAUUUGGUUGGCUGGAAAGUGGACCUGCUCACAGAGCGCUUCUUGUUAGCCCAGGCUCCUCCUCCUCCUACACCCCGCCUCAAAGUGCCCAGCUCAGCAAAUAUUUGAAAGUUUGCAAGUUAAUCAUAAGGCCGAGCUGCUCCUCUCCAAACAGAGAGGGGGCGGGACCAGAGAGAGAGAGUGAGUGAGUGAGUGAGUGAGUGAGUGAGUGAGUGAGUGAGUGAGUGAGUGAGUGUGAGGGAGAGAGAAGAGAGAGAAGAGAGAGAGAGAGAGAGAGAGAGAGAGAGUGUGUGUGUAGCGCCCAUGCAGCUUGCAACACAGCAGCUAAUCAUUAGCUGUUAGUGCUGUGCAGCAUCUGACACGCACGUUGGCACGCCGCACCUGCCCUCACACGGAGAGGAUUACCUGGAUUCUACCAGGAGAAGCACAUGGAGCACAAGCCGUGGAUUUAACUUUUUUUUUUUUUUUUUUUUUUACUUUGAAAAGGGAAGCGACAAAGAGGAUGCACAACUUGCAACCUCUGCCUCCAAAGCCGCCCAAACCCACCCCCGCCAGUAGCAACGGUCUAAACAACAGCAUGGCGCUGCAGGACGCCGAGUGGUACUGGGGGGACAUCUCCCGGGAGGAGGUGAACGAGAAGCUGCGGGACACUGCCGACGGUACCUUUCUGGUGCGGGACGCCUCCACCAAGAUGCACGGCGACUACACACUCACGCUGAGGAAAGGAGGAAACAACAAGCUGAUUAAGAUAUUCCACCGGGACGGGAAGUACGGCUUCUCGGACCCGCUGACCUUCAGCUCCGUGGUGGAGCUCAUCAACCACUACCGCAACGAGUCGCUGGCGCAGUACAACCCCAAGCUGGACGUCAAGCUGCUCUACCCGGUCUCCAAGCACCAGCAGGAUCAGGUGGUGAAGGAGGACAACAUUGAAGCGGUGGGGAGGAAGCUGUGCGAGUACCACCAGCAGUACCAGGAGAAGAACAAGGAGUACGAUCGCCUCUACGAAGAAUACACCAGAACCUCGCAGGAGAUCCAAAUGAAGAGGACCGCCAUCGAGGCUUUCAACGAAACCAUCAAGAUCUUUGAGGAGCAGUGUCAGACGCAGGAGCGCUACAGCAAAGAAUACAUCGAGAAGUUCAGGAGGGAAGGCAACGACAAGGAGAUCCAGAGGAUUGUGGGAAACUACGAGAAGCUCAAGUCCAGGAUAAGCGAGAUCGUGGACAGCAAGAGUCGCCUGGAGGAGGACCUGAAGAAGCAAGCGGCCGACUACAGGGAGAUCGACAAGAGGAUGAACAGCAUCAAGCCAGACCUCAUCCAGCUCCGCAAGACCAGAGACCAGUACCUCAUGUGGCUCACCCAGAAGGGAGUCAGACAGAAGAAGCUCAACGAGUGGCUCGGAAUCAAGAACGACAACACGGAAGAUCAGUAUUCCAUGGUGGACGACGACGAGGACCUGCCUCAUCACGACGAGCGAUCCUGGAAGCUGGGCAACAUGAAGCGCCUCCAGGCCGAAGCCCUCCUCCAGAGCAAGCGAGACGGAACAUUCCUGGUGCGGGAGAGCAGCAAGGCUGGAUGCUACGCCUGCAGCGUCGUCGUGGACGGCGAGGUGAAGCACUGCGUCAUCAACAAGACGCAGUCGGGUUUUGGUUUCGCCGAGCCGUACAACCUGUACGGCUCCCUGAAAGAACUGGUCCUUCACUACCAGCACACGUCUCUGGUGCAGCACAACGACUCUCUGAAUGUGACGCUGGCGUACCCCGUCUACGCACAGCAGAAGCGGUGAGCGAGGGCGUGAGGACGCGGGAAGGCCUCAAGCGGGGGAGACAGAGGCACAUGUCACCGGACUGUGCUGUGGACACCCGGGGAGGGAGAAGGUCUCAGGAGCAGCAGCCUGUCUGAAUGUACUUUUUUUUUUUUUUUUUUAAAUUCUGGGGGGGGGGGGGGAGAAAGCAGGAGCAAAGAUGGCGCUGCUGAGCUCCCCCAGCCGAGGACUUUUGGAGGCCUUUUCCUUUACGGUGCUUGUGGACUCUUCACCAGCCCCUGUGUCUCUCACGACGGAAACCCGCCUUUUCUUUGCUCCCCCUCACCCCGUCCAUGUGACCAAAUCUCAUCGAAUCAGGGACGAGUGUGCUGUCAGGGGGCGGAGUCAGGUACUUGCUGGUGUGAAGUGUAGAAGCGUACACGCGGUUUGUACGCCAAGUUGUAGCAUCAUGGCACUUUACGCUUUUUCUUCUUUGCCCACUCCAGCUAUCAACCACGACAAAACUAAACUCAAUCUGAUCUGCUAUGCAAUUGUUUGUCUGUCUGGUGAUAUAAGCUUCUUUUAUCCUUUAUCACACGCGUCAUCAUGAUAUCAUGAUAUCAUGUGAUAUCAAACAGCAGCUAGGAAGAGAAGAUGCUAUGUUUAUUCUUUUGUUGCUUCAAGCUGAAGUUCUCAGGCAGAACCUUCCAACUAGAAAGCCUUCGUGCAGCGCAGGAAAGAUUUAUUUUCCUAGAAGAUUUCUAUCUAUAGAAAGAAAUAUAAAUGUAAAUCUGAGUCUCUAUGUUCCUUACGCAAGAGGAAGAGUAUAGAAGAGCAGAGUUACUCAAUGAGAGCAUUCAGCUGGUGUUUUUCUGUAUCAGAAAAGGCUGUAACGAGCGCGUCUGUCCACGUCCCAUGUAAAAGAGCUGCAGUCUGAAGUGUUUUAUUUUGGAGCACGGCCAUGCCAACCCCGAGCUUUUGGAUGGAGGCCGCUUCGACUUCAACAACGGGCCGCUCACCUUUCUUAUCGUCACUUUCAGCGUUUGGAACACUUUCCUCGGCUUCAUCCUGCUUUUUCUUUGGCUUAUUUGGAAGUUGUGUUUGAAUUGAGGUUUACAGUUUGAGUGUGGCUUCACACCCCCACACACACGAGAAGAAGAAUCAUUAAAAACAAACACUUGUUUUGGACUAAA